CCCGGCCCUCCCAAGGCGGUCGAGCCCAACCCGUCUGGAGGACCGGCGUCACGGACUCGUUCAAAGACUCCAUUUGCAUGAUCCCGCACAUUGCACACUCCCACACCAUCAUGGACUGUCGCGCUCACGCGUGAUGGCGGACAGGCGGCGGCGGACUGGCGCCUCUCAGGACAGCGACGAGGAGGAGGACGAGGAGGAGAGCGACCUCUCCCCGGGACGCGGGCCCGAGAAGGCGGCCGCCAUCCCCGCGCGGGCCGCGGAGUCCGAAUGCGAAAGUGAAGGUGUCCCUGAGAGAGAUGGUGUAGUGCUUUCUGGGUACGAGAGCGCGGAUGACAACUACUCGCACUACUCGGAGGAUGAAAAGGAAGAGGAGGAGGGCUCGUGCUCCGUGACAGACGACGAAGCAGCUGAAGAGGGCUCCUCUGUGCCCCGCGCUGUCACUGGCGUCGUCGCCGGAGAGAAGAUAGCGAGCACCCCCGCGGACAAGCGGCCGGAGCGGCCGCACCGAGUACGCAAACCUUCGCACGCCUCUCAGGAGGCCCCGGAGGAUGACGCCCCGCCCACCAUCGCAGGCGGCAAGAAUUCCAAGCGGGACGAGGAGGAGGAAGACCAAAAGAACCCGGCGUUUGUGCCGCGGAAAGGGCUCUUCUUCGAACACGACAUUCGAGGAGGCAACAACAAGGAGGAUGCCAGGGCCAAGGUGCACAACCGCAAGCUGUGGCGGGACGCGGGCCGCUGGGAGCACGAUCGCUUCCGCGAGGACGAGCAGGCACCCAAGUCGCGCGAGGAGCUCGUGGCGCUGUACGGCUACGACAUCCGCUCGGGCGCUCACGCCGAUGACGCCCGGCCUCUCCGCCGGCCCAGAUACCGCAGCCCCAGCGAUCGAUGGAGCCGGGAGAGUCCCCCCGUGAACCGCGGGCCUUACCAGGCCCCUAAGCGGGAGCCCGUCGAGCGGCCGGCACGUCUGCGCGACGAGGACAAGGACACGGAGCGGAGGCCGGCGCCGCGGAGGCCGGGCCCAACCACCGCCGGUCCCGCGGCACUGCCCGGCAGGCCCCGCGCCUACGUGGAGCAGCGCGCCUACGUGGAGCAGCGCGCCUACACGGAGCCGCGCGCCCGCGCCUACACACAGGGAGACUCGAGCAGGGAUCAGCCCCCGGGGACGCCGGCGGCGCGGGACGGCACUCGGUCGUCCCCGCAGCGUAACCAGCAGCGGCACCAGCAGCACAACGGGAACACGGAGGAGGAGGGCGAGAAGCGGGCGGAGAUUUUGUCCGCGGGCACGGAGGCGGAGGUAGGAGCGAGGUGCGCUUUUGCUGCUACCGCCGCAGCGACCGUGGCGCCGGGAACCGGGGACGCGCCGUUCGCGGUGGACCUGGCUCAGGACAAGGCGCCGGAGCGGAAGUCGUACUCGCGCGUGCGCCGCUUGCGCAACAAACCCACAGAGCUGCCGGGACAGGCGUCCACGACGGACCCCAUCUCGCCGGCGCCGCUUUCGGCGCUGGCACCGAGCACAGUCCCCCUCGUUGCGCUGCCCGAGACGCAGGCGGCCACCGCGCUACCGCAUCAGCACAAUCCGCAGCAGCUUCAGCAUCAGCAACCGCUGGCGCCACCCCUAAAGCCGCUCGGUGAGCGCACGAGACCGAUCGCCGCGCUGCUGCCGCAGCCAUUGUGGGACGUGCCCGUGUUGGAGCCUUCGCCCGUGGGUCGUCUGGAGCACGGCAUGGCGCAGAUCAGCCUCGGCCAGACCUGGAACCCCGGGGCACAGCCGCACUACCUUCCCACGCAGCGCGAGCACAGAGGUGGUGCCACGCAUCUCCCUGUCAAUUCAGUGCCUCCACCGUUCAACCGAAUCGAGGAUCUGGGCGGCCAGGCCGGCCGGGCAAAGCGCUACUCGUCUCAGCGCAGUCGGCCGGUUCCUGAGCCGCACCCCACCCCCCCCAUGCACAUUCCGCUCAUCGAGGGCUCCUACUACGAUCCAAACACGGCAUACCAGGCUCCGCUGUACGGGCACGGUGGGGACAGCCCGGCUGCCAUCCCUCCCCAGGGCAUGAUGGUGCAGCCCGACCUGAACCUCCCACACCCUGGGCUGCACCCGCACCAGUCGCCCACCCACAUGUACGCGCCGCCCGUCUCCAUGGCGACGGGCCAGCCACCACCGCCGGCCCAGAUGCUCGGUUACUUCCCCAGCAACAUCAUGUACCCGGGGGCGGCGUUGCCCAACCCCGGCUACACCUACACGCCUGCCCCCAUACCGCCGCCUCCGCCGCCGCCCGCACACAUCUUCCCUCCACCGCAGGCGCAAUCUCAGGUUUAUGGCGGAGUGACGUACUACAAUACGGCGCAGCAGCAGGCGCAGCCCAAGCCGUCGCCGCCUCGCCGACCCUCCCAGCCCGUCUCUGUGAAGCCCCCGCCUGAGGUGAGCAGGAAGGACAGGCUGAAAGAAAGGAGUAACGUGUGAACUUGCCGCAUGGUGGGAGAGGCUGGCGGUGCCCAGUCUCACGGAGCCCUCGAGGCGCAACUGAGGUGACGGCGGUGAUGGUGGCAACGGUGGCGGCUGCGGCAGUUGGAGCGCGCAAGCUGCAUCCGAGACCCGGGCUCGGCGAUGGGAGGAGCGAGGGAGCGAGUGGGGGAGGGGGACUGGGGAUUGGAGCGGGGCGGUGAGGAGUGGCUGUGGUGCUUCGACGGCAGAAGUCGCCCCACGGUGCGUGCGCGAGUGUCGACGUGAGGGGUCCCAUCCACCGCUGGCGCCUGCGGGGCAGGGGGGGGGUGCGCCGGGUUGCUGUCAAGAGCUGUGCCGGAGAAUGCCCACAAACUUUGACGAGCGGCUGGCCCUUUUUGUCUGGUACACAAAGCGUAUGUGCAGUCGUGCAUGCAUGCACGUAUAUUCACUCGCACACGUAUAUUCACCCGCACGUACAUGAGCACACGCGCGCUACCAGUGUACGCGGUGCUUGCGUACGCACUCGACAUGCGGACAUGCACACAAACCUUUGAUUACUUGAAGUGAAGUUAUAAACGGUGCAACUUACUUGGGAUUAGCUUUAUUCUGGCUUAUUAGUUUUUGCGUUGUUGGUCGGCGGUUACGACGCAGAUGUACUUGGUCGCGUGGGGCCGUGUCGAACAACGUUCGUCCCACUUCGUUUUCACUCGUGCUCUGAUGCGAUGGAUCGAGUCACGGGGGGUUGUCGUGGUAAUCUGAAAGCUAAAAAGUGAACGUGGCAAGUCUCUCGUCUGAGUUGCUUCACGUGUAUUUUCUCAUUUUUAAUUUCUCAAAAAUUCUUUAUACAUUUUUCUCUCAAGUCCUGAGCAGGCACUUUGCCAUGCCCUUCUAUAUUCUUUUCCAUGUUCAAGUGAUCUCCUUGAGCUGGGUCAUCCAGGAAAGAAGGGCAGGCAGGGUGGUGGUGUCUGCCGUUAGGCCUUCUUCCCCGAGUUGCUGCUGCAUUAAUGGUCACAGAUAUGGGCUGUGACUGACCCGGUUAUUAGCAACUAUGUUGCAAAUUUAAAUCGACAGUUUUCACUUCCAUAUCGGAGUGUUUCACAACGUCGACCUAUGCCCAGGAAUGUUGUACCGCUUCAUCUUCGCUUUAGGUUAAUAUUAUUAAACAUGACAAACACAGAUACUCAACAUAACAUUGUUUUAGUAUUGCCUACCUACAUUGGACACUUUCAUACACACAUACAUGCGUUGCAUAUUACACGAAUUAUUAAUUAAUGCGGGUCCACGCUUGUUCGAAGUGGUCGACUUCAGGAAGCGUGUCCCACGUCACUUCACUGGUCAGCAGUUUAAAAUAUUCAAGUGAAAAUAUUUCCCAAGGUGAAUCUCAAGUCAAACGGUGAUACUACCCCGCAUUCAUGUUGCUGAGCCAAAUUUGUGUUUUUAUUCGUCCGCAUUACUCGCAAAUAGUUUUUUGUGGCAUUUCAGAAUCUUUUAAAAUGUCGUUCUAUGAUAUCAACUGAGCUGCAGUUGGCUGGACGACGUCAAAAUUCAUCAUGGGAAUGAGAACACAAUGCAAGGCUGAAUGUUUUGAGUUUUGACGGCAUAGGUGUUAAUAAGAAUUCCAGAGUAAUCCGUCUUGAUAAGGGUAAAUAUCACUCCCCUUCAUGAUUGGUGAACAAGACCCGAAGCAGGCACCAGUUCCUGGAUCUCUCCCUGGGGUCGUGUGAGCGCUCGGGACCGAGCAGCCAAACCAGGGGGGGGGGGGGGAGGCCCACGGUGUUGGGGGUGGGGGGUCUCGCGCCUUCCAAUGCUCGCGCUGAUUGCAAUCGGCAGUCGCGUUUGCAACUUGUUUUUCACGGAACAAAUCGACAAAAGUUGCGGCAUUUAAACACACGGUGUUUGUGCCCGAUUUGAAGAUGGCGGCAAUUUUUUUUAUUUUGGGAAAGUUGCAUCUGUUGAAACUUGAGGCUUAUACACCACUGCCCUCUGUGCAGGUCUAAACUUUGUCAAGAAAUCAUCCUUUCACUGGUCCACCAUUGUUGGUUGCUUAUCUAAUGACCCGUGAUUUUAUUGUUGCCACGUAAUUCUACUGACAACCGUUAGUAUUGAAUAAUUGAAAAAGGCAAAGUGUAAUUGUUUAUUUUCUACCUGAAAAAAUAAAAAGUAAAAAAAAUUGUCAUGUUACUGCAAGGAACGUUGUUUUUGUUUAUGCAAUAUAUAUAAAUUGUAAUGGUAUGCCUUAACUGUAUGUGUGUGUGUGUGUAUAUGUUGCAUAUCAAAAAGUGUGUGCGUCUUGCGCUGCUGAACACUGGUUUCUCCACAAGCAUGAUUCGUCCCUCGACGACAUUGGGUAAAUUUCACGAUGACACGAUCGGGGAUGGCUCUGCUGCUCUGCGCUCUGUCCACAGCGCUCACAUACCGGACUCUGACUUGGCCUCCGUACUGUGCAUGAGUUGUGGAGUACUCGAGAAUGACGUUCUCCUCAGCAACGACUUCAUUACCGAACGUAGUUUCUCGGUUAUGGUCUCGUGUGUGUACAGAGCGCCGCCUUUCGGUUUGUGUGGAUGGCAUUUUCUGGGGGGUUAUUUAAGUUUUUUUUAUUAUGUUUGCGCUCUCCCCCCUUUUGCGUGCUGGGGCCCAGCGGCCCCGACAGUAGACGCAGGGAUUUCAGUGGCUCACGUGUUAAAGCAAAUCACCCUUUGAGGGGCGUCCGCGUUCCCACUGUUGGGUUUUUUUCAUCGUUGUGCUUUUCAAGUCUGCGUUUCCAUCGAACCAUGUCGGUAAACGUGCGUGCGCGGUUUGCUCGUGCAGCCUCGACAAGAUCAAAGCGCCCGUAGGCUUGUUGCAGUAUUACCGCUGUUCACAACCCCCGUCCCAUGCUUGUGUAAUAACUAGGUCUUACAACGUAACGCUGUUUCCGUGCAGCACUUGGGCUCACUUCACCGCAUGUGUCACACUUCAAUUUGGCUUAUCGCACGCACGAGCGUUUCGUCGUCGCUUUUCCGUGCACGCGCGAAGGUAUUCGUCGCCACGGUUUGUGUCGCGGUAACUGCCGCGCGUAAAAGGAGGCUCUUGUCCACGUCUCUUGAGUUCACCUCCGUCCCUUCCUGACAGUCGACUACACCACUUAUAUGAUAGAGGCUCUUUGUUGAUAUUAUAUUAAGUAUAAUAUUAAAAUCUAUUGGCACCCUAUUCAUUUUAAUUUACUAUUUCAUAUUACCAGGUAAAGGCCCACUGAGCUGUCCCUUUUUCAGAUGUGACCUGGCGAUCACAAAUGUAUAGCCGAACAAAGUGGCUUGUCAUCAUGACGUGGAAAGUUACAGCAGCCAAACACUCUAAACGCGUGAUGAUGUUGAUUCGAAAUGUGGAGGGAAAAACCAUGGGGAGAGACGCGCAGACUCCAAAUAUACAACAGGCGUCAGGGUCGGGAUUGAACCCUCGACCUCCUGCAUACCAGGCGAGGUAGUUAAAUCGUUUGCGCAAUUUACUCCGCUAAGGAACUACACAUGCAACUUUUUAUAUAUAUGCUUCGAACAAUGACAUUGGCGUUCACGUGGCAAAGUUGACAUGGCGUUAAGCCGUCGGUGCGUGUGAAAUGGACCCAGUGGUGUAGGCAUCAGACUUUUUUUAAGGUUUCAACUUUCCUCUAAAAACAGAAUUGUAUGGUGCCCCCCCCAAUUCUAGUGAACAGCUGCUGAUUCGACUUCGCCGAUUUGCCACUUUGAUAGCGAAGUCUUUUACGCUUCAAUAAACACCCCUGUGUUAUUGAGACGGCACAAGAAGAAAAAGCCUACGUUGUGCAGAAACGCCUGAACGGCUUCGGUGGUUAGGUUGAUAUCGUCACGGAACACCGCAGUUCCUCUUGUUCACGUGAUGAGGAAUCUCACCGCGUGUGUAGGAGCACUUGCCUAAUUAAUAUCCAAUACGCCUUUACUGUAAUUAACUUCAUUUUAGGGGAAACUCCGUGUGUUGUGAACCUGUGUGUUUUCUAUGUGCACGAGAAGGCCGCAUGCGAACUCGGCAACAAUAACAUCAUCUUCAGUGUGCCUGGGAUUUUAUGACCCUCGUUGACAGCAGUGUGUGUAUAGUAAGCAUUAAACAUGUACACACAUACAGGUUGUGGGGCUUCAGCAUCAAUAGGUCGCAGACCCCUAAAUGAUGACACAAUGCAAGUGCGGGACGGUGGCACAGUCAAGUAUAUAUGCAUGAGUGUGUUAGAUACGUAUACAUUGUACAAGGUGGAUGGUGAAAUGUUUAAGACAUCGUCCGUCCUGGUCCAUUUCCCUGCGUUAGUUUCCAUCGCUAUCGCAAUACUGUAGUCGCGUUAGCGCGCGUUUAUUUCGAUGCCCUAUUCUAGAAACGUUUUAGCAACCGCCGUGUCCACAAUUAGACCAAGACAAAAAGAGAUGCCCUCUUCAGUAAGGAAAGUCGAUGGGUUUUUUCUCAAGCAGUAUUCCGUGUGUGCGCAAGAGGGGAAGCGAGAGGAGUAAAUUGAUAUGAAUACAUUCCUUCGUUUGGUGCCAGGUUUUUAUAUUAAUUCCGGUAAGGCCUCCUCCCUACCAGGCUCUGGAUAGGAGGGCUGCUAUUACUGAGUCACGCUCCUCGCCCUCUGGGCUGCUGUGGGUCUCUCGAGCUGGACGAGUGACAUCCUCCGACGUGUUGCGAACUGCAGCAGGGCUUUGUGGCGUGCCCAAUUUACCUGCUAUUGGAUGCAAUGUCCACAUAGGAUCCUUAAUUAAUGUAGGGGGUGACAACCACUGAGCAGACGCGGUCUCGAGGUCGGGCGGUCCUGCGAAGGUUGCCGGUGUAAAGCAGCAAAUCUGUUGCUUGGCGCGACAGGUUGACAUUCAGGGUGUUGUGCACUGCAAAUUCUAUUGUCAAGUUGCAAAAUCGCAAUUUAUUUGUUCCCUUGAGCCAGAGCCGGUGCGUAUAUUGUCCGGCAAGAACAGAAAUGUUGAUUAUUUCCAAAUCGAUGUUGGAUUCCGGGAGGCCUCGCAAAGCCAUGCACAAUUGGAACGCCGUGCUUGCAAAUUAUCACAACAGACGCGCGGGGCGUUGUUGUGGUCCGCAGGUUCGGGCUCAGGUCCCACCUCCCAAAUUAUGCGCACAAGUUCCCAAACAUCCGUUGUUGGGUAAAUUGGGCCCGAGGUGGCAUCACCACGGGUCCCAUAGCCCCCCCGCUGGGCGCUUUGCUGAACGAGCCCGGCGUAUCGUCUUGGGAAGGGAAGCAGCAGUGGCGUAAAUUGAAAGUGCAUGGGGGAAAUGUCACAAUUAUGGAGCGUUCUGAAAUUCGUACGGGCAAUUGAAUGCACCUGCAGGGAAUGGAAACUGUAUUCUUUCCUGGCCGCUAGCUAUAAUUAUAAAUAUUAUUUGGGUAUUUCGAUAAAGCCACGUAGAUAGAAAAAAAAUAUAAUAAUUGUAUCACGACGUUUUGAUUGCAACACAAGCAAUCGUCUUCAGGUGAAAAAAGAGCUUUUUUCAUCUGAAGACCCAAAGGAAUAUGAAUUCCUGCAGUCACGAAAGCUUUAAGUCAAUAUAUGAUACACUUCGUGCACAGGUGCGUAUACAGAAAACAGUAGAUUGGUCAGGAACAGGCUGCGUAUUGUUUGCUGCGAUUACUCAUCAAGCUUCAAAUCAAGAUUGAUUACUCUGUUCUAUAUCAGAGCUCAAUCCCCUCCCCCCACGCAGCUUUCAUGCUGACGAUGUUGAUGCCUCGAUGUUGGUCUUGGUCUGUUGAUGUAAACGUGUUUGGGCACCGGUUACACUGCGGGGGAAACGUGACGGAGUUGAAAAGUCAAUUACAACGAACUGCACACGUGGUGCUCAACAUAGAAUCUUGACAGCCUAGAGACUGCGGGUUCUAAAGACGACAAGUAUGAGAGACGACCUGUUAUAUACUGUAUGUUGAACUUCUUUCGCGCCGUACGUAGUCAACCGUGCUAAUCUGAGGUGCCGGGAGGGUGGGGGAAGGACAUAAAUUUAAACACAAAAACACCGCGAGACCUACAACUCUUUCAAAGAGGUGUCCGAUGUGAUUGCUCCACAGCGGUUGAGCUUGCUGCUGUGCAUGUGGGUCGUACACACAAACACACUGGGUGAGCACGCACGCUACCCCACGUGGCCCCUGUGGUGUGGCGGCAGUGGCUGCGGCGUUGCCGAUUUGCGAAUCUCCUAGAGGGGGGCGAUCCGAAUUGGUUGGCUUGUGCUUGGCUGUUAAUGUGGCAGAUGUGAAAUGCAAAGCUGUUCGCAGGAAUGAUGUUUUUUUGUAUUUGACAAAAGUCGCGGGCUUAAAUUGGUAAAUGAAUAAACAGGUUUGCCGUAA
Lethenteron reissneri (Far Eastern brook lamprey) is the source of this 8762-nucleotide messenger RNA. Its product is annotated as protein CASC3-like. Gene Ontology annotation, cellular component: exon-exon junction complex. The record is from RefSeq and is a predicted model, not a curated record. Lineage: Eukaryota; Metazoa; Chordata; Hyperoartia; Petromyzontiformes; Petromyzontidae. Gene Ontology annotation, molecular function: mRNA binding. Gene Ontology annotation, biological process: mRNA processing.